Molecule: messenger RNA, 1325 nt
Organism: Carassius carassius (crucian carp)
Lineage: Eukaryota; Metazoa; Chordata; Actinopteri; Cypriniformes; Cyprinidae
Product: calcium homeostasis modulator protein 6-like
Exons: 2
Coding region: 448-1044 (198 amino acids)
Molecular function (GO): monoatomic cation channel activity
Source: RefSeq, a predicted model, not a curated record
UAGACAUAUUAGAUGUAAGAUUUUAGGGUCACAAGGAACAAGUUGCGUCCAAACUUUUGACUGCUUGUGCUUGCAUGUCUAAUGAUGGUUUGAAAGAAAGCUUCCAGCCCAGGAGUAAAGGCAAUCCUAAACAAAGCUUACGAGUUUAGAAAGAUUCUGAUGACACAGCACGUUGAAAUCUCCAGUCAAGUUGAUUUUCCCUCCACUUUACUCAAGCAAUGAAAGAAACAUUUAAAUCAGAAGCCACACCUGCCGCCCGCCGCGAGCCAAUGAUCCGCAGCCCGGAGCUGAGGAACAACACACCCACCUUUGCUCUCAGCCAAUGGGAAUGUAAAGGUCAGGAGGGGGGAAACUUGCCCCGGGAUCAAUUUGUCUCGCAUCAGUGACCUUCUGCAAAUGUGUGGAGGAAUUUGGCCAGCUCUCCUCUGACUUUCAGGUGUUGUUAGUAUGGGAAGUCGACAACAAUGGCUCACAAGACUGAAGAAUGAGCUGAGCAACAGUCCUCUGGUGUCCAACGUGGCCUUCGGCUUCAUCCUGAUGGGACUGGAGAAGCUGGUGGAGCUGGAGUUUGAGUGUCCGUGCAAUCCGGCCUGGAACGGGCUGUUUUCCUCCGCGUUCUUCAUCAUUCCCGCCGUCAUGGCCUUCGCGCUCAUGAUGAUCAUUCAGGGAUGCAGGUGUGACGCCUGGUGCAGGAGGACCGUGUCCCUGUCCAGCUUCGUUCCCGCCGUGGUCUGGCUGAUCCUGCUCUUCCUGGACGGUCAGUAUUUCGCCUGCGCGAUGACAGACUGGCACGGCCGGUUCGUGAUCGUGGACAAAGCCGCUCCACAGAAAUGGUGCGAACCCAUUCAAGAGGAGAGCGUUACUCCUCAGGAACUCAUGCUGCGCUCACAGCGACUGUUUGUGGAGUCUCAGGUGAUCGGCAUAGUGCUGCUCAUUUUUAUCUGUUUGGGACUGGUCGUGUAUGUAAUCAGAGAAAGCUGCAAGCAGGAGCCGGAAACUCAAGAUGCCAAUGUAGCAGAGAUGACGCUCUACAGCUCCAGCUGAUAGACACUCUUCCUCAGCCGAUACAGUACAGUGUUCAUGUACAGCACACAAGAAUAACAUCUCAUCUCAUCUCAUCUCAUCUCAUCACCCUCAUGUUGUUCCAGACGUGUAUGAUCUUCUUUCUUCUGUGGAAGAAUGAAGGACCAAUUCUGAAGCCGGUGCUUUAGCUGAGUAAAUGUGGACUGAAACUUUCCCCAAAACUCGUCUGAAUGAUUAACCCAUGAAUCAGUUCUGAUCGCAAACGUUAACAGAAGGGUAAAAUUGUCAGUGCGUAAUGAUGA